AUGCAGGACAUUCGCCUAACAACCGUCUUGGGAGCCUGCCUCACCAUUUUUCCUGUCUUUACCAACGCAUUUUGGCGCCUUCCCUGCCGUGGGCGAACUGGUGUCGCCCGUUUGGAUCCUAUUGUUGACCCUGGGAUGAUCUCCGGGCACGUGCAUACGGUCCAUGGAGCAGGAAACUUCGGCAUGAGCGCUGAUACGGAGACUCUGCUUGAGUCUAGUUGUACCUCCUGCGCCGUGGAGCAGGACAUGUCCGCGUAUUGGACUCCUGCUCUGUACUUUAUGCACACCAACGGUAGCGCUGAACUGGUUGAAGAGGUCGGAGGCAUGCUUGCUUACUACCUCCUCUACGGAGAGAGUGUUACAGCAUUCCCGGAUAACUUCCGGAUGUUGGCAGGGGAUUCCUUACAGCGAAACUUUACUUGGCCAAUCCCUGACCCGCCGAAAUCUUCAUGGUCUGGCGCCCAGGAAUCACAGGCGGCUCUACGCCAAAAGGCCAUUGGCUUCAACUGCCUAAACUAUGCCAAGGAUCCCGAACCAUCCCUCUACCGUCAUUUCAUGCCGAACAAAACUUACCUCGAUGAACAUUGUACGGACGGGAUCCGUAUCGAGCUGAUGUUCCCAUCGUGCUGGAAUGGCAAGGAUGUCGAUUCAGAGGACCACAAAUCUCACGUUGCGUAUCCGUCUGUCGUGAUGGAUGGCACCUGCCCGGAAGGAUACGAGACGCGCCUUGUUUCACUUUUCUACGAGACAAUCUGGAACACAUACGCCUUCCAAGACCGGGAUGGCUAUUUUGCCAUUGCAAAUGGCGACCCGACUGGAUUCGGGUACCAUGGCGAUUUCAUGUACGGCUGGGAAGAUGGCGUCCUGCAGCAAGCCGUCGACACUUGCACGAGUGAGACGGGCCUGGUCGGCGAUUGCGAAAUAUUCCGUCUCCAGUCGGAAAAAAAGCAGAGAAAAUGUUCCUUUGACAUACCAUCCGGCCUGCGGCAUGAAAAUGUCUACAUGCAUGCGAGUGGAUUGCCUGGAGAUCUUCUGAUCCAAUGGGGCCCGGAAUAUGCCACCAUGACAAUGCCUUCGGACUCGGACUCGGCCACUACAGCACUGCCGCCCGGCAUGUCCAUUCCUUCCAUUCUGCUGCCAUCCCUCUCGCUUAGUCCCACCAUCAGUAUUGGCAACAUGGUCGGUAAUAUUGACGACUUCGGCACCCAAGAAGCUGCGGCUGCUACUACCGUCUUCUCUACCACCACCUCGACCUCCAACCCUACUCCAAUCCCCACUACCUCCAUCGAAGUGGACUCCAUCACCGAAGAGGUUGUCUAUCUGGAACAGGACGUGGUUGUCAAGGUUGACGGAAACGGCACUCCAUAUGCCACUUCCACUGGCACUCUGCGCACGCUCUCUUCGACGACUAUAACCGCUACAUCGACAUCUACAGCGGUCUCGUACGUUGAAAGGGACAUGCCUACAGAACCUGAAAGACGGGAGUACAUUGCUGAGCAUGCUCGCAGACACAUCCACCACCAUCGCCACCUGCACAAGAGGUUCUAA
Penicillium cinerascens is the source of this 1548-nucleotide messenger RNA. RefSeq names its product DUF1996 domain-containing protein. The transcript has 3 exons. NCBI's taxonomy places the organism in Eukaryota, Fungi, Ascomycota, Eurotiomycetes, Eurotiales, Aspergillaceae. The coding region runs from base 1 to 1548 and encodes 515 amino acids. The record is from RefSeq and is a predicted model, not a curated record.